Messenger RNA from Exaiptasia diaphana, 1249 nucleotides. RefSeq lists its product as uncharacterized. The record is from RefSeq and is a predicted model, not a curated record. Lineage: Eukaryota; Metazoa; Cnidaria; Anthozoa; Actiniaria; Aiptasiidae. Gene Ontology annotation, molecular function: oligosaccharide binding. The coding region runs from base 67 to 1083 and encodes 338 amino acids. The transcript is spliced from 3 exons.
ACAACUGUCCUUGCAUUGAAUAGCUCGUGCAACUCCAAACAAUUAGAACAUACAAAGUUACCACUCAUGGCCAAAGCUACAUCGGUUCUUAUCGUGCUUUCACUCUUCCACCACAGUCGACAAUUUCAACCCAAAUGUCCGCGUCUUGGACUUCCAUCUGAAAGUGGUGUUGAACUUCAAGGUUUUGUUUAUAAAUCAUUCCCAGAUCCAACACUUAGUGGUUGCUUUUUUAAGUGCAUGGAUGAUAAUGUUUGCCAGUCUAUCAACUACAACACUCAAACACUUCAGUGCCAGUUUAACAAGGAGAUAAAAAGGCUACGACCUAACAAUGUCCGGCCGAAGGAACACGGUAUAUACAUGGAAAAUCCUGAAAGAGCAAAAGAGGGCUCCCUUUCUCUUCCUGUUGGUCACUCGUGCAAAAAAAUCAAAGAUCUCGGUGAAUCUCGUGGAGAUGGAGAAUACUGGAUUGAUCCUGGGAACACUGGAAAACCCUUCACUGUCUACUGUGACAUGACUACUGAUGGAGGUGGUUGGACGCUGAUUAGACGAGCUAAACUAAGCACCACCAAUCCAAACCAACUUGGAAAAAUUGACACCAAAGACUACAAAGCAAUCUCAAACUACGCUGACAUUAGACAGAACGUCCUCGUCCCGGCAAUACAAAACUUAAGAACAAUUAUGGGAUUCCAUCAACUUCGAUAUCGAUGUUAUAAAAAGAGCAUCGAUCGAACCCUUCACAUCAUGACCACUAACAACAGCGCUGGACACAAAGUACUUGAUCACUACCUCGUCAAAGCAACAUGGCCGACAGCGUGCAACUCGUUUGAAAGACUUCCAGAUGACACCUCGGUUCUUUCGCGGAAUUGCCAAAAGUGGGGUUAUUAUGAUGGAAAGAUGGAGGUGAAUCGAUGGGGGAGAUCAUCAAAUGGAGGAGAUUGGAGGAUUUACAAUAACGCCAUUAUUUGGGAAAAUAAACAUUACUUGUUAUUUCAUUCGGGUGGAGCAUAUUAUUGUGACGAUUUCAAGGACGCUUUGUAUGGCGCCUUAAGUAUUGGGGAUAUUUGGGAACUUUAUGUCCGCUAAUUCUACAUUAGAAUAUAACUGUGGCUUAAACCAGUCCGAAGAAAAAUACAUUCUAUUGCUCUUGAUAAACAGAAACAAGAAGUUGGAAUCAUGUAACCAGUGUCCCUUUCGAUCCCAAUACACUGGAAAAAAUCGCGCUUUAAAGGUUGUAAAUUUGAUGUAAAUA